AUGUCCUCCACCCAGCAGCAGCAGCACGACGAACCCGCCUUCCGUGACGUCUAUUCACACCCCGCUGCCGUCGCCUACGCCGCCGCCCACCCGCGCCGCACCAUCCCCAGAUUCGGCCCCUACCUCCUCCUCCAGACCCUCGGAGAGGGCGAGUUCGGCAAGGUCAAGCUGGGGCUGCAUCAGCAGUGGGGAGAGGAGGUCGCUGUCAAGCUCAUUCGGCGCGGGAACAUUGACUCUUCGGUGCGCAUGGCCAAGGUCGAGCGCGAGAUCGAGGUUCUUAGGACGCUCAAGCACCCCAACAUCGUCCGUCUGUACGACGUGAUCGAGACGGACAAGUACAUCGGCAUUAUCCUCGAGUACGCGUCCGGUGGCGAGCUCUUUGACCAUAUCCUCGCGCAUCGCUACCUCAAGGAAAAGGACGCUGCGAAGCUCUUUGCCCAGCUCGUCUCGGGCGUGUGGUACAUCCACCAGAAGAAGAUCGUCCACCGCGACCUCAAGCUCGAGAAUCUCCUUCUUGACCGGCACCGCAACGUGAUCAUCACCGACUUUGGCUUCGCCAACCGGUUCGAGCACCGCGCGGACGACCUCAUGCAGACCUCGUGCGGCUCGCCGUGCUACGCCGCGCCCGAGCUCGUCAUCUCCGAGGGACUCUACGUCGGCUCCGCGGUCGACAUCUGGUCGUGCGGUGUUAUAUUGUACGCGAUGCUCGCGGGGUACCUGCCGUUCGACGACGACCCGGCGAACCCGGACGGGGACAACAUCAACCUGUUGUACAAGUACAUCGUGAACACGCCGCUGUCGUUUCCCGAGCACGUGUCG
Messenger RNA from Coniophora puteana RWD-64-598 SS2, 819 nucleotides. RefSeq names its product Pkinase-domain-containing protein. Lineage: Eukaryota; Fungi; Basidiomycota; Agaricomycetes; Boletales; Coniophoraceae. The record is from RefSeq and is a predicted model, not a curated record. Gene Ontology annotation, cellular component: cytoplasm. The annotation marks the transcript as partial. Gene Ontology annotation, molecular function: protein serine/threonine kinase activity; tau-protein kinase activity; ATP binding. Gene Ontology annotation, biological process: intracellular signal transduction; microtubule cytoskeleton organization; protein phosphorylation. The transcript has 2 exons.